This is a messenger RNA of Racocetra persica, 232 nucleotides long. NCBI's taxonomy places the organism in Eukaryota, Fungi, Glomeromycota, Glomeromycetes, Diversisporales, Gigasporaceae. The record is from the annotation of a GenBank genome assembly.
UAAAUUUAUCAAUAAUGAAUCAAGCUUGACCGAACAAUAUAUGAUGGCAGAUGCUAUUCGAUCUAAACUAGAUAAAUAUUGGUCUAUGCUCAAAGAAUCAACUACAAUUGCUAUAAUUCUUGAUCCAUCAUCCAAGCUUAUAACCUUUCCUUUUGACAAUAAAGAUAUUACUUUUACUAGCCUACGAAAUAUAAAAAUCACUAUAAAUUACAAGCUUCACAAACAACUAUGA